Molecule: messenger RNA, 327 nt
Organism: Ostertagia ostertagi
Lineage: Eukaryota; Metazoa; Nematoda; Chromadorea; Rhabditida; Trichostrongylidae
Source: the annotation of a GenBank genome assembly
AUGUGCAGCUUCAAAAACGUGUGGAAACAAUCUGAGUGCCCUCAAUCUCAAGAAUAUCAACAACGCGUAGCCGAGCAGAGAAGGGCCGAGUAUGAACGCCAGAAUGCUUUCGAUUACGGCCAAAUGACACCACCACGCUCACCGCAAGACGACGACUACGAGAGCAGAAGGAGAGCCCAUCACGAAAACUAUCUGAAACAGCUGGAAGAAAGAAGGUUGGAAGCGGCGCGUCGUAGAGCUGAAGAGGAAAGAAGACGAGCUGAGCAUCUCGCUGGACAUGGUAGAGCCGAAGAAGAGAGGAGGAGAGCGGAACACAUCGCUGAGCAU